This is a messenger RNA of Clupea harengus (Atlantic herring), 4159 nucleotides long. RefSeq names its product DEAD (Asp-Glu-Ala-Asp) box helicase 24 (gene ddx24). The transcript is spliced from 9 exons. The record is from RefSeq and is a predicted model, not a curated record. Bases 209 to 3541 code for a protein of 1110 amino acids. NCBI's taxonomy places the organism in Eukaryota, Metazoa, Chordata, Actinopteri, Clupeiformes, Clupeidae. Gene Ontology annotation, molecular function: ATP binding; nucleic acid binding; RNA helicase activity.
GUUCUCAACUUCCACCACUAGGGUGCGCAAUCCUAUGUUUGGUGCUCAGCCAUGAUGUGAUUGGUCAGGUUACCGACCACGUGAGGGAGUCAUGGCAGCGGCCUCGUGUCCCACAUGAGUUUCUGUACCUUACGAACCUGUGUGGAAGAUCGGACUAAUUCAACGCUAACGUACUGGAACCCCCGUGUGGAGACUUAAUAGCGACACUAUGAAGCUCAAGAAGCUCGUGCCGACAGGCAGACUGGCGGCCAAACGAGGCAUCCGCGUCAAAGGCAAGUGGAAACCCGUGGCGCUGGACCCGAGUCUGUUUGCUGACGAGGGCAUGGGAGGACUGAUCUGCUUCGAAGAGGUGACCGACUACAUGCUGGUCGAUUCAGACCGAACCCCUGGCGCAGCCGAGGAGAAGAAGAAGAAGAAGAAAAAAAAACGAAAGGCAAGUGAACUGGACACUGAGGAGAAGACAGAAGAGGGUGGAGAGCUGGAGGAGCAGGUGGAGGCUACAGGCGAUGAUGAAGAUGUUGAGCUCACAGGGCUGGAAGGAGAUGAUCCAGACUUGACCGACAAACCACCCAAGAAGAAGAGAAAGAAGCAAAAGAAGAAGAAGAAACCUACAAGCGAGACUACAGGACCGGAGGAGGGUGAGGAGGCUGAAGAUCAGGCCGUGAGAGAGGGCGAGGAGACCACGGGGCAGAGCCAGGAUCCAGAGACGGAAGACGACAAGUCCAAAAACACAGACAAGAAGAAGAAAAAGAAGAAGAAGAAGAAGAAGAAACCUUCAAGCGAGACUACAGGACCGGAGGAGGGUGAGGAGGCUGAAGAUCAGGCCGUGAGAGAGGGCGAGGAGACCACGGGGCAGAGCCAGGAUCCAGAGACGGAAGACGACAAGUCAUCUGUCAAGUCCAAAAACGCAGACAAGAAGAAGAAAAAGAAAAAGAAGAAGAAGAAGAAGAAGCAGCCGGAUGUCACAGAACAAACUCCAGUGGCCUCCCAAAACCCAGAGUCCACGCCGGCGACACCUCUGGCCAAGAAUAAGAAGAAGGUGAAGAACUGGUCCAGUACCGCCCUGGGUCAGGCCGCUGACGUGUCUGCGUGGAAGGACCUGUUCGUCCCGGAGCAGGUGCUGCAGGCCCUGAGCAAGCUGGGCUUCUCGGCGCCAACGUCCAUCCAGGCCCUGGCCCUGCCUCCGGCCAUCAGAGACCACAUGGACAUCGUGGGAGCCGCGGAGACAGGCAGUGGCAAGACCCUUUCAUUUGGCAUUCCUUUGAUCCAUAAUAUCUUGGAAUGGAAACGUGUUUCUGAGGAGUGGAAGAGUAGUCAGAACGCCGGGGCAUCAGAUGCCACGCCGCAGGACGAGAGUGAGGGCGCAGGGGCAUCAGAUGCCACGCCACAGGACGAGAGUGAGGGCGCAGGGGCAUCAGAUGCCACGCCACAGGACGAGAGUGAGGGCGCAGGGGCAUCAGAUGCCACGCCACAGGACGAGAGUGAGGGCGCAGGGGCAUCAGAUGCCACGCCACAGGACGAGAGCGCGGCUUCUCCUCUAGAGGGCGCUACUGCGGAACAGUCAGCGGAGAGCAGCACCAAACAAAGUGAAUCUGUCGAGGCCUCUGAUGAGACUCCGUCUGUCGAGGCCUCUGAUGAGACUCUGUCUGUCAAGGUCACCGGUGUGACUCCGUCUGUCCAGGUCACCGAUGAGACUCCGUCUGUCAACGUCACAGAUGAGACUCUGUCUGUCAACGUCACCGAUGAGACUCUGUCCAUCAAGGUCACCGGUAAGACUCCGUCUGUUGAGGUCACCGAUGAGACUCCGUCUUUGGCACUGACCGAACCAGACGCUGAAUCAGAAGAAGAAGAAGGAGGAGACGACAUGGGGGAAAAUACGUUGGUACUGGAAGAUGAUGAUGAUGAUGAUGAUGAAGAGGAGGAUGGAUUGGAGGAAGAGGAAUCUGGUGUACAAAGUGAUGACUCUGCCAAUGAUUUAGAUGACCAGGAUUCUAAUGAUUUAGAUGACGUUGAUAAUGAUUUAGAUGACGGUGAUAAUGAUUUAGAGGACGGGGAUAAUGACCAACGCGGGUGUCUCCAAAUAAAGACGGCACAGACCGCCAUGGGUGAAUCUGAAGAGGGGGACGUGAAGACCAAAGACAAGCAGCCAUUACUGGCCCUGGUUCUCACCCCCACCAGAGAACUGGCGGUGCAGGUGAAGCACCACAUCGACGCUGUUGCUCAGUUCACAGGCAUAAGAACAGCACUCAUCGUUGGUGGGAUGGCCCCACAGAAACAGAACCGGGUGCUGAGUCGGAGGCCAGAGGUAGUCAUAGCGACCCCGGGCCGCCUGUGGGACCUGAUCAGGGAUGGGCACCCCCACCUCCAGAACCUCCGCCACCUCCGGACUCUGGUGAUCGACGAGGCGGAUCGCAUGGUGGAGAAAGGCCACUUUGCAGAGCUGGAGAACCUUCUAGAAAUGCUCCGCACGUCCCAGUUCAACCCCAAGAGACAGACGUUCGUGUUCUCGGCCACGCUGACCAUGGUGCACAGCCUGCCCAUGCGCGUGCAGCAGAAGAAGGGGCGCAAGGUGGUGCCCAACACCAAACUAGACCUCCUCAUGCAGAAGGUGGGCAUCAAGGACCGGCCCAAGGUCAUCGACCUGACCCGGAAGGAGGCGACGGUCGAGACGCUCACGGAGACCCGGAUCCACUGCGACAAGGAGGAGAAGGACUUUUAUCUCUACUACUUCCUGUCGCAGUACCCGGGCCGGAGCAUGGUGUUCGCCAACAGCAUCGACUGCAUCAAGCGGCUCAACUCCCUGCUCAUGAUCCUCGACCACACGCCGCUGCCGCUGCACGCCAACAUGCACCAGAAACAGAGACUCAAGAACCUGGAGCGCUUCGCCGAGAGAGACAACUGUGUCCUUCUCACCACGGAUGUCGCCGCUAGAGGGCUUGAUAUUCCAAACGUCCAGCAUGUCAUUCACUACCAGGUUCCGCGUACCUCCGAGACCUAUGUCCACCGCAGUGGACGGACGGCCCGCGCCACCAAACAGGGUCUGAGCUUGCUGCUGAUUGGCCCAGACGACCUGAUGAAUUUCAAAAAAAUCUACCGAACUCUAGGGAAGGAAGAGGAUGUCCCUAAUUUCCCAGUCCAGAUCAAAUGCAUGGCUGCCAUUAAGGAGCGCGUGAAACUGGCCUGGAAAAUAGAGAAGAUCGAGUAUCACAACGGCCGACAGAAACAGCAAAACUCCUGGUUCACACAGGCGGCGGCGGCCAUGGAGAUCGACCUGGACGAUGACGUGCUCACGUCUACCGGUCGUGAUGAGGAGGAAGACGCCCAGCACCUGAGGAUGGUGAAGGGCAUGAAGAGGCAGCUGAAGCACCUGAUCUCCCAGCCCAUCUUCAGGAACGACAUGAAGACCAGGUACCCCACGCAGAUGGGCAGGCUGCAGCUCCCUGAGCUGCCAUUGGCCAACGUGGAGACGGCCCUGACCAGUGUAGCCAAUCAGAAGCAGCAUGAGAAGAAGAGACACCAAAAACCCAAGAAAUUCUUUUAGAGCUUUGGACCGAACCGGAGUGAACUGAACUGAACUAGGCUCUACUGAGACCAACCCUGGGUGCCAACGCACCUCAACCCAAACCCUGGGUGCCAACGCACCUCAACCCAAACCCUGGGUGCCAACACACCUGAAACCCAAACCCUGGGUGCCCACGCACCUGAACCCAAGGAAGAAGAAGGAGAGCUUUGGACCAUCAACUCAGAAGAGACUGAUUUAUGUUUAUAAAUAAAUAAAAAAAACCUGGUAUGAAAUGUCUUGGACUGGCUGAAACGGAAAUGGAGAAACCGGAAGUGGAGAAACAGGAAGUCCAGGGAGAAACAGAGCUCUGGGCCGUUAGCUCUGAAGAGACUAGUCAUGUUUUUUUUUUAAGCGAUUUCUUGGAGUGGCUUCAGCAUUCAAGCAGGCACGGUUUUACAGCGAUGGUUGAAAGUUGGGAAAACUGUUUAAUGAUGACAUAUUAUGGCAGUGAUUCUAACAGAGGUGGAGCCAUAUAAGAGCAUCAUGUUAAACUUCAACUGUAAAGUGUUUGGUUUGGUUCUUGUACAUGUUUUGUAACUAAGAACAACAUAUGACCGUAUGUUUCAAACAUAAAACAUAAAAGUUUUAAAUAAUGAG